AGUGCGGUCAGCGUGAAUGGUUGUGUUGGGUUUUACAACAUGAUUUAGGCAAUCAUAAUCUAGGGCCGGAAUUAUCCGUUUUAGAAGACUGAUCCGUUUUGAAAAUAGCGAUAUUAUUUUGAUAGCUCUACACCCACUGCUACAAGCUAUUUUUGUCUGUGUGUGUUUGUGUGUGCAUGUGUGUGUGUGUGUGUGUGUUUGUACUCACUGGUAUUGAUGCAGCUAUAUGAGAUGUUCAGGUACUUGAAGGUGCCAAAGCAUGGGUCAGUGAAGAUGCUGUUGGAGGCCUGCACCGAGCAGGAAGUCUUUCCAUCACACCUGUUGAUAAAGAGUGGCAGAUUGGACCAGCAGCCUGUACACAGCUCUAGAGAGCAGCAUUGCCUGUGAAAGCACACUCCAGUCAACCUGACCUGUGAAACUGGACAGAUCGUUGUUUACGCGGCUAACUACGGACGAACAGACGCAACCACGUGCCCAGGUGGACCUAUUCAAACCACCAACUGUGCUGCCUCAAACAGUCUCUCCAUCAUGGAAAACAGGUGUGAUGGAAAGACUUCCUGCUCGGUGCAGGCCUCCAACAGCAUCUUCACUGACCCAUGCAUUGACACCUUCAAGUACCUGAACAUCUCAUAUAGCUGCAUCAAUACCAACCGUUACUGUGUGUUUUUAAACAUUAAUGGCUGAAGAAAUGCUGUUUGACUAAUAAAUGGUGCCUUGUCUGUGCACACUCUACUCCAACGGCACCCACGUACUCGCCAACACGUCCCUCAGCACAUGUGGCACACAGAUGGAGGAUGAUGGGGAGAGCCUCAUCUUCAGUAACGAGGUAGUGUCCUUUGAUGACCUGACGGACGUCAUCACCAGGAGACACGACGUGGAGAUCCAGUUCUCCUGUAAGUAUCCGAAGCGCACCAACGUGACAGUCCAGUUCGACGCCCACCGACCCCUCACCUUCAUGCAGCGUGGAUUCGGCACGAUCACGUACCGCUUCGAGUUCUUCAGCUCCAACGGCUUCAGCCAGAUGCGCGACCCCAACUCCUACCCGCUGGAGUUUGACCUGGGGGACAUGAUGUUCAUGCAGAUCGAGUCCAUCUCCUCCAUCCCCAACACCGAGUUGUUCGCCGAGUCCUGCACCGCAGCUCCCAGCGAUGACCCCCAGGAGGCGCUGUCCUACCCCAUCAUCCAGAACGGGUGUGAGGUGGAUGACACGGUAGAGUUCUACUCGGGCCAUCAGUCGAAGGUCCAGUUUGGGAUGAAGGCUUUUAAGUUCAUUGGACUACAUGACCAUGUGUUCAUCACCUGCUCAGUGAUCCUGUGUGAGGCUGGCGUACCUGGCAGCAGGUGUUCCCAGGGCUGCACCAACGGCUCGGUCUCUGGACACCAGAUCCACAAGAGGGACGUCCCUGUCCAGACAGCCAACCACUUCAUCUCCCAGGGUCCUCUGCGCCUCAGACGGGCCCUCGUCAACGCCAACAACGGAGCUAACACAGGAGUGGCCAACAAAGGCCUGAGUCUGAACUUGGUGUUCGUUAUUGGGGGUCUCCUGGCAGCUGUUGCUAUGGUGUGUGGAGUCCUAAUCCACAGGAACAGGAGCCCCGACAUCAGAUACGAUAAACUGCCCUCCACUGACAUCUGAGAUCAUCUCUGCUGAGAGUUUAACAAUCAAUGGGGGAUUUCCCCCUGAUUUUUGUCGUGUGUCUCCAACCAUCCUCCAUGAAGUGAUUUUUAUGAUCAUCGUGACAAUAAAGAUGCUCUUAGCAAUAUUA
This is a messenger RNA of Alosa alosa (allis shad), 1766 nucleotides long. RefSeq names its product ZP domain-containing protein-like. NCBI's taxonomy places the organism in Eukaryota, Metazoa, Chordata, Actinopteri, Clupeiformes, Clupeidae. The record is from RefSeq and is a predicted model, not a curated record.